AUGCAUCGCAAACUUCUAGAGGAAGGGGCUAAACCAACUCAAGAGGCUCAACGCCGACUCAACCCUCCAAUGAUGGAAGUUGUGAAAAAGGAGAUCAUUAAGCUUCUCGAUUGUGGGGUCAUUUACCCAAUUUCGGAUAGUCGUUGGGUUUCACCGGUUCAAGUUGUACUAAAGAAAUCAAGAGUCCCUAUGGUAAAAUUGAAGAGAAUGAACUUGUCCCGACUCGUAUCCAAACAGGUUGGAAAGUUUGCAUUGACUAUGGAAGCUCAAUGCCACCACAAGGAAAGAUCACUUCCCUUUGCCGUUCAUUGA
This is a messenger RNA of Prunus armeniaca (apricot), 312 nucleotides long. Lineage: Eukaryota; Viridiplantae; Streptophyta; Magnoliopsida; Rosales; Rosaceae. The record is from the annotation of a GenBank genome assembly.